AUGGAAAACGAAUUCAAAGUAGUUUUGUUAGGGGAAGGAAAAGUUGGAAAGACAUCGAUGAUAUUAAGAUAUACCCAAAAUUUUUUCACUCCUGAAGAAGGUCCUCGUACUACACAAGCUUCAUACGUAUCAAAAACAUUAAGUAUUGAUAAAAAUGAUUAUAUCAUUAACAUUUGGGACACUGCAGGACAAGAAAAAUAUCAAGCACUAACACCAAUAUAUUAUAGGGAUUCACAAGGAGCGAUUUUGGUUUAUGACAUUACUGAACCAAGAAGUUUCCAACGAGUACAAACUGAAGUUGACAAUAUUAGAGAUAUGUUAGGAGAUAAUUGUUGUAUUGUUAUUGUUGGAAAUAAAAUGGAUUUAAUUCAACAACGUAAAAUUUCAAAAGAAGAAGCUGAUAAAUAUGCUGAGUCAGUAAAGGCUAUUCAUUAUUUAUGUUCAUGUGCAACUGGUGAUGGUAUAUCUGAUGUAUUUGAAGGUUUAACUAAACAAAUGGUUGAUAAGAGAAAAUCUUCUGGAGAUGAUGAGUUAUUUGAUCGUAAAAAGUCAACCCUUGUAUUUCAAGAUGAUAAAAACAACACUCGCCAAGCAAAAUCUGAUUGUUGUUAA
Messenger RNA from Entamoeba dispar SAW760, 612 nucleotides. Its product is annotated as rab21, putative. The transcript is spliced from 2 exons. Gene Ontology annotation, molecular function: GTPase activity; GTP binding. The coding region runs from base 1 to 612 and encodes 203 amino acids. The record is from RefSeq and is a predicted model, not a curated record. Lineage: Eukaryota; Evosea; Mastigamoebida; Endamoebidae. Gene Ontology annotation, biological process: Rab protein signal transduction.